ACUCUUCUUACAAGAGACAAACACAAGUAUCAGUUUGACACGGUCACUGAGUCGUUGAAGCUUGACUCGACGACCCAACAUCUAAUCCAGCCGGCUCAUGCUGAUCAAGAUAAGCACAAAAUAGUUGCUAUAAUCUGUUUAAUUUGUUUGAACGUGAAUAAGUCUUCUUACCCAAGAUUCAAGGGAUCUCCGACGAAUUCCCUCCUUAUAUAUAGGAGCCUCGCAGGCUGCUUCUGCUUUGUCUUAGCUCACGACCCUUCGCCGCUCCAGGAUUUCUGCGUUGCUGAUCCUAAUGCUCCAGUAAUGGUAAAUGGUCAACCAUGCAAGAACCCCAUGCUAGUCCAAGCUGAUGACUUCUUAUUCCGUGACCCUAAUCACGGCAGCCGAGUUUCCUGGGCUCAACACUUUCGGCCUUGCAAUGGCGCGGGUGGACUAUGCCCCGGAGGACUUAACCCUCCCCACAUUCACCCUAGGGCGACCGAGCUCUUCACUCUCAUAGAAGGCUCAGUCUUAGUGGGAUUUGUCACUUCUAACCCCGAGAAUCGUCUUAUCUCCAAGGUCCUCCAAAAGGGUGAUGUAUUCGUCUUCCCCAAGGGUCUAGUUCAUUUCCAGGAAUGGAAAGGCAAUGGCGAUUUCGGUUUGAGCAGUCAAAAUCCGGGGAUCGUGCCGGCGGCAAAGACGGUUUUCGGAUCAAAUCCAAAGAUAGCCGUUGAUGUUCUGGCGAAGGCAUUCCAAGUUGAUAAGAAUGUUAUUGAUCAGCUUCAGUCCAACUUUUAUUUCCACACUUCGAGGUUUUACCCAGAGCCUCUUCUGGGAUUGGGUGAAAUUCAGGCCAAAAUCAGCGUGGAGAAACUAGCUACCUAUUCCAUUAUUUUGGUUCCACCAAGUAAUCUCCUGACCUCG
Thlaspi arvense is the source of this 903-nucleotide messenger RNA. The record is from the annotation of a GenBank genome assembly. NCBI's taxonomy places the organism in Eukaryota, Viridiplantae, Streptophyta, Magnoliopsida, Brassicales, Brassicaceae.